GUAAGGUUAAAACCUUCCUAACCACUAAAAAAAAAUACUUAUAGACCUCUCAAUUCAGUUUAAACGAAAGUAUGCAAAAAAGUGAUUACUAUAGUGCCGUUAGUGAUAUGGAUUACCCCAAACGCGACACACAAACGACAAAUUACAACAAAGUUUGACAGAAGCUCAAUUAGGGCGUUCCUUCGCCAUCAUGUCGACAGCCCUGUUAGCCGCAAUCGCUGUUAUCCUGUGUAUCCUGUUCAGGAUACUCAACGUCAACAGCCAACCACAAAAGCCAGUGAUAUGGUGCGGUGAUAAGAACUUUCUGGAAACCAUCCUCAAAAUCUCACCCCUCAUCCAAGAACCAUACAUUCCGACGCGGCUAUGGGGCUUCAGCGGCCAUGUCCAGACCAUCCUCCACAGCGUCAUCGGCAGGGUAAAGUGCCCAUGGCCGAUAGGCGAACGAGUGUUUCUAUCACUCGACGACGGGACCACAUUAACUUACGACAUGUACCAACCUCUAGAUACAAAUUUCCAAGACGACGUAUCGAUCGCCAUAUGUCCAGGCAUUGGAAAUACCUCCGAGAGUGUUUACAUACGCACUUUCGUUCAUUGGGCUCAAUGUCACGGCUACAGAUGCGCUGUCUUGAACCACGUGGGGGCGUUGCAGAGCGUACCGGUCACGGCCCCACGCAUAUUUAGCUACGGUAAUACAAACGACUACCAUGAAAUGGUCUCAAGUCUGAUUAGCAGACACCCAAACACCCGAAUUGUUUGCGUAGGCUUUAGUCUAGGUGGUAAUUUAGUAACCAAAUAUAUGGGGGAACUGGAUAGGGAGAGGCCUCUGCACAUAAUCGGCGGAAUUUCGAUAUGUCAAGGCUACUGUGCUAUCGAGGGAACAAAAUGGUUACUCAACUGGCAAAAUUUCCGUCGUUUCUAUCUUUACAUCAUGACUGAAAACAUGAAGAACAUUAUUUUAAAGCAUCGCCAAGUCCUACUGUCUGAGGAAGUGAAGAAUCGGUACAAGCUCAACGAGCACGAGAUUAUUUCCGCUGCGACUCUUCCCGAACUAGACGAAGCCUACACUAGAAAAGUUCACGAAUUUAAUUCGAUCACCGAAUUAUAUUCGUGGAGUUCUAGCAUCAAUUACCUCAAUAACAUAAACAAACCAAUGAUUUUUAUUAAUGCUAAAGACGAUCCGAUUGUUCCAGAGCCGCUGCUAGAGCCCAUCAAGUCGAUAACUUCUGAGAAAAACAAUAUGCUUUAUUUGGAGUUGGCCCACGGCGGGCACUUGGGCUUUUACGAGGGCGGUUUGAUCUACCCCAACCCUGUCACCUGGUUGGACCGCACACUUGUCGCACUGGUCGGAAGUCUGGCGCUCAAUUAUAACGAUUCGAUCAUGAAGUCGGCCCAAAUUUAGGCACCGUAUGUGAUUCUUUUAUCGCCCACCAAAUUAUUGCAUUUAUGUGUGUGUGUUUAAACGUGUGGAAUUGAAUACACGGCGCAUUUAUUUAUUGUAUUUAUUGUUAGAUGAACGUGACUUAAAUACAAAGUUGAAGCGAUGGCUUGAAUGUUUUAUCUUUUGAUAGUAUUAUUAGUUUAUGUGACAGGUAGUGAGAGGAGGUUUGAGCGGGGCUCAAUCUCGUUUUUGGCAUUUUUGGUGCUCACGCACCGAUCAUUCUCACCUGUACUUAAUGUGAUACAUAGGAUAGUUUUACUUAAUUACUGAUAUUUUUAUAACUUUGUACAUUGAUUAACGGACACUUGUGAUUUAUUGAGCGGCUUUGUUUAAAUUUGUUUUAUCAUUUUAAUCAAUUUAAAGUCUAAAAAAUUGUAUUUUUUAAAUUUUAUUAAACUACACCAAAAAUGGAAUUUUAUCUGUAACAACUGUAUUGUAAUUUAUGUAAAAAAUGAAUAAAACGUAUUUCACAAAA
This is a messenger RNA of Tribolium castaneum (red flour beetle), 1913 nucleotides long. It is a transcript of the gene Hydr2, whose product is annotated as alpha/beta hydrolase2. Gene Ontology annotation, biological process: steroid hormone receptor signaling pathway; acylglycerol catabolic process; medium-chain fatty acid biosynthetic process. The record is from RefSeq and is a predicted model, not a curated record. Gene Ontology annotation, molecular function: monoacylglycerol lipase activity; acetylesterase activity. Bases 191 to 1399 code for a protein of 402 amino acids. Lineage: Eukaryota; Metazoa; Arthropoda; Insecta; Coleoptera; Tenebrionidae. The transcript is spliced from 7 exons. Gene Ontology annotation, cellular component: sperm plasma membrane; sperm flagellum.